This is a messenger RNA of Stegodyphus dumicola, 4293 nucleotides long. Its product is annotated as zinc finger protein 583-like. NCBI's taxonomy places the organism in Eukaryota, Metazoa, Arthropoda, Arachnida, Araneae, Eresidae. The record is from RefSeq and is a predicted model, not a curated record.
UAAAUUGAUGAUCUAUAAUCCGAAAUCGCCAAAGUCCCGACGAGUCUGGAUUAAAGACUUUGUACUGUAUAUAGUAUAUAUUUUAAGAAACAUGCUAGCUGUUGUAAAGUUAUAAUGAUUUCUGUGUUUCACAAGUAUUAUUAAUGUAUAUUAAAUAUUUAGUACUUUUCAUUUGACAGGAACUUGAUUAUAGUAGUAUGUUAAAGCACCAGCUGUUGUAACCUGUUGUAGAUGUAACCAGCUAUAUAAUAGUGCUAUUGCAAAUCAAUGAGAAGAAUGUACACCAAGUAAUUUUUUUUCCGACAUUAUCAGUUGCUUUUUUUUUUUUUUAUGAAAGAAUCAAUGUGAAUAACUCAUUGUGGCAGAUGUUAAAAGCAAACUGUUAGAAUUAAAUUCAUCUGAGACAAAUGUGCCAUCUGUGCUGAAAGACGUUCUGAAGACUAUAAAAUGAAAUUGUAUCAAACUGCUUUGGUAAUAAAGGAUCAUAGCUUAGAAGAAAGGGUUAGAGAGUAGACGGUAUUUCAAAAGUUUGCACAUUUCUUUUCUGAUUGUUGUUCUGUUUGUUUACCUCUGGUGUAAAAUAAUGUAAUUUAAGCUUCUGUAUUUAUCCCCUCUUUUCCUAUUUAAUAAAAUAACCUUUUUUUUUUUUUUUUUUUAUGAAGCAAUGUACAUCAUUAAAAGGUUGCGCUUCUUAUCUCUUCUUGCUGUUCUCUAGUUAGAUUUUGCAUCAGCAUCUACACAUAGCAUCCUAUUAACCAAAAAGGAACAAAAAUUGCUUUUUUGACAUAUGCCCUAUUGCAAUAAUAAAGAUGAUAUUUAUAUCUGUAAAUCUUAGAUUGAAAGAUGAUACGUGGGGAGCAUUUAGAAGACUUAAACAAGAUCAUUUUCAAAUCUGUGAAAUCCAUAAUUCAUAAUUUUAGCAAGAAAAAUAGUAGAAAAUUGGAAUUAUACCUCCUUUAUCAAUGAAAAACUGGAAAAAUUCUUAUGAAUGGCCAUAUUUUGUAUUAAUUUGAAGCAUAAAUUAUAUAAAAUACCUACAUAUAUUUAUAAGUAAUAGAUAGUAAAAUCUAAAAUUUUGGGCAGCCUGUCAUAGCAUAAGUAUGAAACUAGUUUGCCGUAGCAAUACUGUUUGAAGUGCUGACCUCCAUGUCCGUCCUGAAAUGCGACAGCGGGGACAACGAUGUCUUCUACAUCAUAGCUUGCCUGCAUAUCAAUUCUUAAAGGUCAGAGUUUCUUGUCGGAAAUUGUGUUUUCAUGCCUUGCCUAUUCACCACCUUGAAGUACUUAGCUUCGUGCACUUUGAACUGUAAAUUAAUGCGAGAUGAAACAAAAUCUGUAAGGAUGCUGACUUGUGUCAAUGAGCACUGAAGAAAGCAUUAUAUGAGGUCUCAAAACUUACAACAAUCUUUCUAGAAGUUUUACUAAUGCAUGCAAAAAAAUUUAACAUCAUGAAAUCACUAGUUUCCUAGCAAUAAAUGAAAUUUGUUAAAUUACUGAAACACUGUGCAGCUUUAACUCCCUACCCCUUGUGGUUUUUCAGCAUAAUUUGUCAUUAAAUUUUAUUUGAUCUGAAUUGCCAUAAUUUAUUGUACACAUUUUUAGAGCUUUUUAUGAAGAUUCAGUCAGUAUUUAAUCAAUAAAUAUUUAUAUAUAAUUUUGUUUUACAUUAAUAAAUAAUACAUUACUAUGUUUAUUAACACAGUAGUAUGUACAUUAAUUAUUAAUUUUAUUUUCAUCAUAUUUAAAAAAGGUGUGAAUAAAUAAAAAACUUCUUUUUCUAUUAAGGAAGUCUUCUAAGUCUAGAACUGUAAAAACUUUGAAAAGAAAUUAGUCAAAAAACAAAAUUUUAAAUAUCUAAUUAAAUAUUAAUAUAUUUUACAUCAAAAUCCUAGUAUCACUAUUUUAUUAAUUUGAUUCAUUCAUUAUAAAAUGAAUUUCAGUCACUUUGGAGUUGUGCUGGAGUUUCUGUCAGCUUGGAGAAAUGCUGUAACCGCAUAGCACGAGAAAUUUACAGUUCUUCAUAGUUCAAGUUUGGCAGUUAUGGGAUUAGUAUGUUAAACAAUUUACAGUAAGAAAUUAUGUGCUAAGUUUAUGAACUUUUGGAUCCUGUUGUGUGUGAAUUUUAUUUAUUUAUUUUUAAAUGAUACAUUUUAUCUGUUUUUAAUUUAUUUCGUUUGAAAAUUUGUAGUCCCUAUUAUCGAAAAAGUCUUAUGUUGAUGCAUUCCACUGUCAUAGGCAAAUAAACUAUCUUAACUUUUGAUGUCACUGUUUCUAUCUUUUUAGGGAUAAGUAAAUACACCAAUAAAUUCUGUACAUUUAACUUGCCAGUGAGAUGUUAGGAAUUGUAAAAUUCUGUAGUUUUAUGAAUGUAAUUUUGUUGUUGUUGUUGUUGUUGUAUGUGGUAUGGAUUUACUACUGAAUCAAGUGCCUAUUUUACUAUUAUUAUUUUUUUAAUUUUUAUGUGUUUUCCAUAAAUCUCUCAGCAAUCUUUUUUUUUUUUUUUUUUUGUUUAUGGAUAAUAGACAUGUGCAUAUAUAAAGUAUUUUGUUUAUUUAAGGGUUCCAGUGUUUUAUAUGCUAUACAUACUUUGCGACCAGUGGAUUACUAUCUCGCCACAUAUCAAAACAUGGAUUUAAUAGUGCUUCAAAUAUGUAUGAAUGCAGUAUGUGCAACUACUCUUCAUUAUUUGCUGGCAAUCUUUCACGGCAUUACAGAAUUCACACAGGGGAAAAGCCAUAUCAGUGUAAAAUGUGUUCUAGACGGUUUUCUGAUCGAUCAAGUUUCACAAGACAUUCUAAAACUCAUGCAUUCCAUUUCUGUUUUACAGAUAAUCCAAGCACUGUUAAGAAUAUAGUUUCUACUACACUUUCUUCAGAAGUUCGCUAUGGAUUUAGAGAGCAGACUACCACUUCAUUUGAAGUUUUUCAUCAUGGUUAUUACACUUACAGUUCAAAACAAUUACAUGAUGCUUUGCCACCUAAUUAUGUACAGUCUGCAAGACGACCAUUUAAAUGUACAGUCUGUGGUAAGGCUUUUACACAAAAAGUUAAUCUUCAGAGGCAUGUGAGAAUUCAUACUGGUGAGCUACCUUUUCAUUGUGAUAUAUGUAAUCAGAAAUUUCGGCAACAGAGCAAUGUAACUCAGCAUAAAAGAACCCAUCAUCCUAUAGCGGAAUAUCCGGUUGUACAGUCAAAAGUCGUCAAUCCGGACACCCAUAAUACGGAAAAGUAUGGAGAAAUUUGCUUUCCUCUAAAUGCAGUUUUUGUGUUGUUUUGUCUGUUGGUGGAUCUUGCAGGUAGUUUCAUGUAUGGAUCUGAAAUAGCAUUCUCAAGUGGAAAAGUACUAAUUCAGUCUGGUUCUAAACCUUUUUGUGACAGAGUAAGCACAAACAAAGCUCCAUCUAAUUCUGCUGAUUUUGAACACAGUGGUUCUUUUGAUCUCAUUUUCCCUCUUUCUUUAGCUGUUGUUCUUAGGCAAGAAUAUCCAAUGUUUUAUAUAAUUACAGAACAAGAUAAUGAAAGUCCAAAUCAACAAAAGCGUCAUUUCUGUUGUAAAUUUUGUUCAUAUUGUACAAAAAAUAGGCAACAUAUGCUUUACCAUGAAGUUAAACACACUGGAGCUCGACCUUUCCAAUGUUUACUGUGUCAGAGAGCAUUUUCAGCUAAAAGUAGUUUACGACGUCAUGUUUUAUUGAAUCAUGAUGGUGAAAGACUCUAAUUACACUCUUUGUGUUUAAAUGUAGUAGUUGUGGAACAGAAUUUUGUUUUAUUUGUUUGUAAUAUGAAUGUGCAGACUUUUAAACCUUUUUCUAAACAUUGUAAUAUAUAUUCUGUGAAAUCCAUUUUUAUGAUGUCUCAAAAUACUAAUCAAUGUGCUUGAAUGUCAGAAUUAAUUUAUAUUAUUGCAUGCCUAUUCAAAAAUGUAAAAAUUAUUUCCUAAUCUACUGUUCCUAUUUAAAAAUAGCAGUAAAUUGCUGAUUUGAAAAUGAGGUGAGGUCUUUAUAGUUAUUAUAUUGCCACCGAAUUAUUUUCUAUCAAAGAAGAAAACUGAAUGAAAUGAAUUUUGCUGCAUUUAAUUGGAAUGUUUAAAUAUAUGGGGGCAAUACUAGGCUUUUCAUGAUGAUCAUUUAAGCCUUUUUGAAACUUCUACAUAGAAUAGUUCUAAUAGGAUUUCUUUUCAUUGGUGAUCAGUUAUUAUUAGCUUAUUUUUAAGUAUAUAUUAGUUUGAAUGCUUUUUGUGCUUUUUGUCUGAUAAUAAAUAAAGUCCUCGCCCCUAACAUAAGAGGAAAUUUUA